Gilbertella persicaria is the source of this 1041-nucleotide messenger RNA. RefSeq lists its product as uncharacterized. NCBI's taxonomy places the organism in Eukaryota, Fungi, Mucoromycota, Mucoromycetes, Mucorales, Choanephoraceae. Gene Ontology annotation, biological process: protein transport. The record is from RefSeq and is a predicted model, not a curated record. Bases 1 to 1041 code for a protein of 346 amino acids. The transcript is spliced from 3 exons. Gene Ontology annotation, cellular component: cytoplasm.
AUGGAUCCUAUUAUCAACUUAUCUAUUGAACUUUUACCUGAAUUUGGUUUUAAUACACACAAUGAGCCUGUGUUCGGACCAGGUUCUGUCUUUCAAGGCAUUGUUCAUCUUCGCAUGAAAGAAUCACCUAUUGCUGCUGAUCGACUGGUCCUUACAUUUCGAGGAGCAGAACAUGCUACAGCUAUUCAUGAUGGCAUCAAAUUCUUAGUGCCAUUAAUCAAGAACCCAUUCUUUGGUAUGCAACAAACCCUUUGGCAAAGAACAAGGGACGACUGCUUAUUAUCAGAACCCCAUUAUCAGUUUCCAUUCACUAUCCAGAUGCCUAUGACUCAAUUUCCUCCUUCUAUGGAACAUGCACUCUACCAAUGUCGCUUUGAUCUAUCAGCCAAGUUAAUCCGUACCACUUUUACUUUACCUACUGUCAUGACACAAAGAACCAUUCAGUAUAUGCCAUUUAUUGAGACGAGUCUAUUGAAACAACCUGUGAUAGAAGAAGGACAUGGGCAUGGAUUAGACGUGUCUGUCAGGCUGUGUUCACUUGCUUAUGUGCCUGGUGAUACGAUACCCAUCACAGUGGUCACUUCAUGUCGCCCAAAGAAACAAACAAAAGAUCAACCUGCUGAAGUGAAUUCGAUCUUGCUUGAAUUGUGUGAAACAGUCAGGCUAGUACCCAACAAAGCCAUUUCUGUCACACGUACUGUUGCAUCUCACUUGCAUAAACCAUACAAAUAUGCGAUUGUUCAGACACCGUUGGGUAAAGGUGCAGAAUAUCAUGUCUGCCUCAAAUUACCUGUGGAGUUGACACCUUCUGUUAAUUAUUCUAAAGUGGUUCAACUGUCUUAUACACUACGGAUCCACAUCAAGAGUAGUCGAGGUGUAUUUUUAAGCCCUCUUUUUCAUGCCACAGUAGAUAUGGAACUCGCUUUAAAGAUAGGCACACUGGGUUAUGGUAUCAGGGCUUCACAAGACUUGAAAAUGUACGAUAAUAUGAAGAAUCAUUACCACUGUAUGAAUCAAGCAAAUUACCAUCUUAUAGAUUAA